AUGUCUACAUCAGACGGCUCUCCCCAGCCCAAGGCCGACGACCUGAAAGACGAUCUGCUCGCUGGCAGCUCUCACAUUGAGUCCCUCAAACAUGGCCCCACCAACAUCGAGGCCAUGGCCACGGACAUUGACAAGCUCCCCGUGAGCUGGUUUGUCUGGCUGGUAGCCCUGACGGCAUCCAUUGCGGGCUUGCUCUUCGGCUACGACACCGGCAUCAUCUCCGGCGCCCUAGUCUACUUGCACAACGAUCUCAAUGAACGUCCGGUGACGAGUUCGGAGAAGGAACUCAUUACCUCCCUUUGCUCUGGGGGUGCGUUCUUCGGAGCCAUUGCCGCCGGGAACACCGUGGACAGGUUCGGCCGCAAAACAGCCAUUUACAUUGGCUGCGUCCUUUUCGUCGUCGGGGCCGUGUUGCAGGCCGCCGCCUACACGGUCGUACAGAUGGCCGUGGGCCGCGCCGUGGUCGGGUUAGGCGUCGGCUCUGCGGCAAUGGUGGUGCCAUUGUACGUAGCGGAGAUCGCACCCGCCCGGGCACGCGGGCGCCUUAUCGGGCUGAACAACAUGUCCAUCACCGGCGGACAGGUCAUCGCGUACGCCAUCGGCGCGGCGUUCGCGCACGUCCCGCACGGCUGGCGGUACAUGGUCGGGCUGGGCGGGGUGCCGCCCAUCGUGUUGUUCGCGCUGAUGCCGUUCUGCCCGGAGUCCCCGCGGCACCUCGCCUACAACGGGCGGGUGGAGGAAGCGCGCGCCGUCCUCCAGCGCAUCUACCGGACCGCGUCCGACGCCCAAAUCGACACGGUCCUCAGCGCGAUCAGCGAGGCGUGCGCGCAGGCGCGUGCGAUCAACGCCCGCGGCACGGGCUGGGAGAAGAUCAAGCAGCUGCACGCCGACCCGGCGAAUCUGCGCGCGCUGGUGGCGGCGUGUGGACUGAUGGUCAUCUCGCAGCUGACCGGGUUCAACGCACUGAUGUACUACAGCCCGACGCUGUUCUCGACGGUGGGGUUCAGCAACCCGACGGCGGUCGGGCUGGUGGUCGCGGGGGGCAACUUUAUCAUGACGGGCGUCAACAUGGCGAUUGUCGACCGGGUGGGCCGCCGGCGGCUGCUCCUGUGCACGGUCUGGGGCAUGUCGGUGGGCAUGGUUGCGGUGGCGGUCGCGUUCCGCAACAUCCCGAUUGACCUGGACUCGAGCGAGGUGGCUACAGCGGGCGUGUCGACGUCGGCGGUUGUCGUGCUGGUGUUUAUCAUCUGGUUCGUACUGUUCUACGGCGUGUCGGUGGGCAACACGGCGUGGAUGAGCGCGGACUUCUUCCCGCUGGAGGUGCGCGCCAUGGGCACGAUGUGGAUGACGUGCUGCAACUGGGCGCCGAAUGUGAUCGUGUCGAGCACGUUCUUGUCCAUGAUGAAGGGGAUGACGCCGUCGGGGGCGUUUGGGUUCUACGCCGGGCUGUGCGGGCUGAGCUAUGUGCUGAUCUGGGGCUUCUAUCCCGAGGUGUCGGGGCUGGUGCUCGAGGAGAUCCGCGAGGUGUUUCAGCAUGGCUUUGGCGUGGCGUAUGCGCGCAAUCUUCGUAAGGAGCGGAAGGAGAUUAUCGAGCAGCGCAUGAAGACGAUGGAGAGGCCUGUUCCGAUAAUCUUCUUUGUGCUCUCAUCUGUAUGGUGGCUUGAUGGACCUAUUGCGCAAUAUCUACAAUACGUGCUGAAGAUCCAUCUCUGUUCGUCCCAUAACAAUUCGGGGCGGCAAGCUGCCUACGCAGCGCCUGGUGAGCACUACCAUACUUAUGCUGUUUUUAACCUGUGCCAGUUUGACCAUUAG
Molecule: messenger RNA, 1812 nt
Organism: Aspergillus terreus NIH2624
Lineage: Eukaryota; Fungi; Ascomycota; Eurotiomycetes; Eurotiales; Aspergillaceae
Product: myo-inositol transporter
Exons: 7
Coding region: 1-1812 (603 amino acids)
Biological process (GO): transmembrane transport
Cellular component (GO): membrane
Molecular function (GO): myo-inositol:proton symporter activity
Source: RefSeq, a predicted model, not a curated record